Messenger RNA from Dichotomopilus funicola, 2682 nucleotides. RefSeq names its product fungal-specific transcription factor domain-containing protein. The transcript is spliced from 7 exons. The coding region runs from base 1 to 2682 and encodes 893 amino acids. Gene Ontology annotation, biological process: DNA-templated transcription; regulation of DNA-templated transcription. NCBI's taxonomy places the organism in Eukaryota, Fungi, Ascomycota, Sordariomycetes, Sordariales, Chaetomiaceae. The record is from RefSeq and is a predicted model, not a curated record. Gene Ontology annotation, molecular function: DNA binding; DNA-binding transcription factor activity, RNA polymerase II-specific; zinc ion binding. Gene Ontology annotation, cellular component: nucleus.
AUGUCAACCUCCUCCGAAACACCCCCCGACACCAUUAUGGUCUCCGACCCGGGUACAGACCGGCUCCCGGAUGAGCAGCAGGUUACCAUCGAUACGCCCGCGGGCGGAAACUCGAGCGUGCCCAAGCCGAAGCGCUUAGCUUGCAUGAUCUGCCGCAAGCGCAAGCUCAAGUGUGACGGCAUCAAGCCUAGCUGCAGUACCUGCUCGCGCCUGGGGCACACGUGCGCCUACGACGAGGUACGGCGCAAGAGCGGGCCUAAGAGAGGUUAUGUGAAGGCGUUGGAGGAGCGGCUGAAGCAGGUUGAAACACUCCUCAAAACCCAGGAGAUCUCGAGUUCCGAUGCAGCCAAGGGCAUCUCAAUGCCCCUCGACGGGAGCGCGAAGGCUCCGCCGAUAAACCAACGCGCCGCCGCGACGGCCAACUUCAACGUCACAGACCCCUCCAUUGCGGUAGCCAGCAGCCGGGAUAUGGACCGCUGGCAGUUCAACUCGGAUUCGCCCAACAACCCGCCACUGGACGAUUUCAAUUUUAACAGUAGUAUGGGCAUGGGCAUGGGCGGCGUUGACAAUAACUUCACCUGGGAAAUGAUUGGGUUGGGUCUGGAAGAGCCGUUGCCGUCACAGGAGACGAUCGAUGAGCUGCAUCACAUCUACUUCGAGAAGAUUCAUCCCUCGGUACCCAUGAUUCAUAAAUUCCGCUACCUAGCGGCGAUGAAUCUUGCUCCCGCUCAGCGACCCCCAGUCUGCCUUCGCUACGCCAUGUGGACGCUGGCUUGCUCGGUGUCAGACAAGUUUCACACCCUGAAGGACCUGUUUUACGCGCGCGCGCGCAAAUAUCUCGAGUCCGAUUACAUGAAAGGCUAUGGCGAGCACAUGAUCUCAGUCGCCCACGCCCAAACGCAUGUGCUACUAGCCUCGUACGAAUUCAAGUGGAUGUACUUCCCCAGGGCGUGGAUAAGCACCGGCUCAGGGGUGCGGUUAUCUCAGAUGAUUGGCCUUCACCGGCUUGACGGCACGGGGCUAGAUGUCAAGCAGUGUUUGCCACCACCGCGCGAUUGGACCGAGAGAGAGGAGCGGAGGAGGACAUUUUGGAUGGCCUUUUGCCUCGAUCGCUUCGCCAGCAUCGGCACCGGGUGGCCUGUUACCGUCGACGAGAAAGACAUCCUCACCAAUCUACCCGCCUCCGACGACGCCUUCGACUUGAGCCGGCCCGAGCAGACUCCUACGCUCCAGGACGCUAUGAGCCCCGCAGGUGCCGGCAAGAUCUCUUCGUUCGCCGGUGUGGUGCUCAUGGCCUGCUUGUUUGGCCGCAACCUUGUUCACUUGCACCGCCCGGACGUCGACGACCGAGACCACGACCUGAAUGGCGAGUUUUGGAAGCGCCACCGGCAGAUGGACAACAUCCUGCUCAACACGUCGCUGUGUUUACCGUCGCACCUCAAGCUGCCAGCAGGCCUUGGUAACGCUAAUGUUGUCUUCACCAACAUGUGCAUUCAUACCUCUACCAUUUGCUUGCACCAAGCAGCCAUUUUCAAGGCUGAUAAGAACCGGCUGCCGGCCUCGGUGAGCUCCGAGAGCAAAGUGCGCUGUAUCACGGCCGCCAACGAGAUUGCGAGCAUCAUGAGAAUGGUCUCGCAUCUCGACCUAUCCGCGAUGAACCCGUUCAUUUCCUUCUGUCUCUACGUUUCGGCCCGGGUGUUUGUUCAGUAUCUCAAGAGCCGACCAGACGACAGCCAGACCGCGGAUUCGCUGCGGUUCCUUUUGUCGGCCAUGAAUGCCCUGAAAAGACGGAACCCCCUCACCGAGUCUUUCCUAGUACAGCUCGACGUCGACCUAGAGGCUCUAGGCGCGCGUAUCCCCAAGUUAAGGAGUGCUUUUCCUCGGAGUAGCGAUGCCGUGGGCGGUGAUGAUGGCAACCCCGUAACUGCACCUGACAUCAUCGACAUGGACCCCAACGCCUGCCCCCCCAACUUCUCGCCCUCUCAACAGCCCACAAGCCUCCCAACCCGCGACCGCGGCCAACCGUCCUACCUAUCUUCUUCGCACCACAAUAGCGGCAUCUUGCACCCGGGCACCUUUUCCUCCUACGCCGCUGCCCCGCAGGACGUCGACACAGGAAGCACCAACGACCUCUCAGGCACGUCUCCGGAUAUAAACAGCCGCACGCCCAACUCCAGCACAACCGGCACAACCUCGGAUGCCCACCAUCACCAACACCAACAUCAUCAACGCCAAAACCUUGCGGCGCCGGGCACCGGCCAUGUCGGUAGCGGGUCAGGACGAAACUCGUUUGAAGCCAGCCCGGUCCCGGCGCACCAAAACCUGAACGGCGGCCCCAAUGCCGCCACAGGAACAGCAGCCACAGCGGGCGGCCCUACUGACCCUUACUUCAACCACACCCGGCCCGACCACCCCACGACCUACGGCCUACCGGACACACACCGAUUUGGCAUGGCCACCGGCGGCCGCGAUGGAUCAGGUGUGAGUAGCGGCGGGAGUGUUCCUGGGAACAGCGGUGGUGGUGGAAACUCGGCUGCCGCUGCUGCGGCCGUUGCAGCUGCGGCGUGGGUGGAUAUGUCGGGCCAACAAGGUGGGAUGGAACCCGUGGCUGAUGGAGUGUUGAGGUCGAUCAUGGUGAUGGGGCCGAUGGACGGGAUGGAGAUGGGAUGGGAGCCCAGUUAG